GUUUUGCUUGACCUUUUAUUUUCAGAAUUAUCAAUCAUAAAGCAAAAAUCACUGAAAGUUGACCAAGAAUUAGAAAUAUCUGAAAAUAAGACAAGAGAUCUAAGGCUAGAUAUUCAGAAGUAUACCUCAAAAUUGGAGCUACUUAAUGAGAAAAUAUACACUAAACGAAGGAACCAUGAUAUUGAAGAAAGCGAAUACGAGCACGAACAGUUUGAGCUAAGCCAAAAAUUGAAGGAUACCGAAAUGAGUACAUUAAAGUUAGAGAAAGAUAUAAAUGAAUUGUUAAAUGAAAUCGAGCUAAGCAAGGACCUCGUACUCGAUAGACAUAGAGAAGCUCUUUCCUGGGAAACAAAGCAUAAAUUAAUUGAGGAAACUAUUGAUUGGACUAAAACUGAGCGUUCAUUAAAUGGUGAAAUAGGGGCAAUGAAAAUUGAAAUUCAUAGAAUGACCAUUCGCUUGACUCAAUUAAAACGUGCACAGGAAAAAUUAGUGCAAGAUUUAGAGCAUUGUGUAAUGCAUCGUGAACAAAUUUUCGUAAAUGCAUCGGUCAAAGAGCACGUUGAUGCAAAAAAGAAGAAAUAUAAGAAUGCAUCCCAGGCUCAAAUCAAGCUUGAUGAAGUCCGCAACAAAUCGAAAGCCAUUCAAAAUGAAAUAACAUUUCUUUCAGAAAAGCGCAUUACUGAUAACAUAAAUAAUAUUGAACGAAUGGUCUACAUUCUACGAAAAAAUCAGAGCGAUCUUAAAGAAGUUUCAAAUAAGGAU
Messenger RNA from Drosophila navojoa, 762 nucleotides. It is a transcript of the gene l(2)41Ab, whose product is annotated as lethal (2) 41Ab. Gene Ontology annotation, cellular component: cytoplasm. The record is from RefSeq and is a predicted model, not a curated record. Gene Ontology annotation, biological process: axoneme assembly. Lineage: Eukaryota; Metazoa; Arthropoda; Insecta; Diptera; Drosophilidae.